GCCCCUCCCUCUGGUUCCAGCAUGUUCCUCCUGGUGGGCGCGCCCAAGGCCAACACCACGCAGCCGGGCGUCGUGGAGGGCGGCCAGGUCCUCAGGUGCGACUGGGCGUCCCAGCGGCGGUGCCAGCCCAUCGAGUUCGACGCCACAGGCAACCGGGACUAUGCCAAGGACGACCCGUUGGAAUUUAAGUCGCACCAGUGGUUUGGCGCAUCCGUGAGGUCCAAGCAGGACAAAAUCUUGGCCUGCGCCCCGCUGUACCACUGGAGGACGGAGACGAAGCAGGAGCGAGAGCCCGUGGGCACCUGCUUCCUUCAGGACGGGGCGCGGACCGUGGAGUACGCCCCGUGCCGGUCAAAAAAUAUUGAUGCUGAUGGACAGGGAUUCUGUCAAGGAGGAUUCAGCAUUGAUUUUACGAAGGCCGGCAGAGUGCUUCUUGGUGGUCCUGGGAGCUUUUAUUGGCAAGGUCAGCUCAUAUCGGACCAAGUGGCAGAAAUUGUUUCUAAAUACGACCCCAAGGUUUACAGCAUCCAGUACAGCAACCAGCUGGCAACGCGGACCGCACAGGCCGUGUUUGACGACAGCUACUUGGGUUACUCGGUGGCCGUCGGCGAUUUCAACGGGGACGGCGUCGACGACUUUGUCUCGGGAGUUCCGAGAGCAGCGAGGACUUUGGGAAUGGUUUAUAUUUACGACGGGAAGAACAUGUCCUCCUUACACAACUUCACUGGCGAGCAGAUGGCUGCGUAUUUCGGAUUUGCUGUCGCUGCCACGGACAUCAAUGGGGACGACUACGCGGACGUGUUCGUGGGCGCCCCGCUGUUCAUGGACCGCGGCUCGGACGGGAAGCUGCAGGAGGUGGGGCAGGUCUCCUUCGGCAGCAUCGCACCGCUGGGAGACCUGGACCAGGACGGCUUCAACGAUAUCGCCAUCGCCGCUCCCUACGGGGGUGAAGACAGGAAGGGGAUCGUUUACAUCUUCAACGGCAGAUCCACGGGCUUGAACGCGGCGCCGUCGCAGGCCCUGGAGGGGAGGUGGGCCGCACAGACCAUGCCGCCCAGCUUCGGCUACGCCAUGAAGGGAGCCACGGACAUCGACCGCAACGGGUACCCAGACUUGGUUGUGGGAGCUUUUGGUGUGGACAGAGCUGUGUUGUACAGAGCCAGACCGGUCAUCACAGUCAAUGCUGGCCUUGAAGUCUACCCGAGCAUUUUAAACCAAGACAAUAAGACCUGCUUGCUGCCUGGGACAGAUCUUAAAGUUUCCUGCUUCAACGUCAGGUUCUGCCUGCGGGCGGACGGCAAAGGCACGCUUCCCGCCAAACUGAACUUUCAGGUGGAGCUUCUUUUGGAUAAACUCAAGCAAAAGGGAGCAAUUCGCCGAGCACUGUUUCUCCAUAACAGGUCCUCGGGCCACCCCAAGAACAUGACCGUCUCCCGGGGGGGCCGCAUGCAGUGCGAGGAGCUGGUGGCGUACCUGCGGGAUGAGUCCGAGUUUAGAGACAAGCUCACUCCCAUCACCAUUUUCAUGGAGUACCGGCUGGACUACAGAACGGCGGCUGACGCCACCGGCCUGCGGCCCAUCCUCAACCAGUUCACGCCCGCCAACCUCAGUCGGCAGGCUCACAUCCUCCUGGACUGCGGCGAAGACAACGUCUGCAAACCCAAGCUGGAGGUCUCCGUGGACAGAGACCAGAAGAAGAUCUACGUCGGGGACGACAACCCCCUGACCUUGAUGGUGACGGCGCAGAACCAGGGCGAAGGUGCCUACGAAGCGGAGCUCAUCGUGGCCCUCCCCCCGCAGGCCGACUUCAUCGGCGUCGUCCGCAACAGCGAGGCCCUGGCGAGACUUUCCUGUGCGUUUAAGACCGAAAACCAGACCCGCCAGGUGGUGUGUGACCUGGGGAACCCCAUGAAGGCCGGGACGCAGCUCCUUGCCGGCCUCCGGUUCAGUGUGCACCAGCAGUCAGAGAUGGACACGUCCGUGAAGUUUGACUUACAAAUCCGAAGCUCCAACCUCUUUGAUCAAGUCAGCCCGGUGGUGUCCUACAGGGUCGACCUGGCUGUCCUCGCUGCCGUGGAGAUCAGAGGGGUCUCGAGUCCGGACCAUGUCUUCCUCCCGAUCCCCAACUGGGAGUACAAGGAGCACCCCGAGACUGAGGAGGACGUGGGGCCCGUGAUUCAGCACAUCUACGAGCUGAGGAACAACGGCCCCAGCUCCUUCAGCAAGGCCAUGCUGACCCUCCAUUGGCCCCACAAGUUCCACAACAGCACGCUGCUCUACAUCCUCCAGUACGACGUGGACGGGCCCAUGAACUGCACGGCCGACACCGAGAUCAACCCCCUGAGGAUCAAGGUCUCCAGUUCGCAGCCGGCGGAGAACGACAGCGUCCCCGGGCAGGGCGAGCGCGGCCACCUGGUCACCAGGCGGGACCUGGCCCAGAGCGAAGGGGGCGUCCACACGCUGGGCUGCGGGGUGGCUGAGUGCCUGAAGAUCGUCUGCCAGGUGGGGCGCCUGGACCGCGGGAAGAGCGCCAUCCUGUACGUGCGGUCGCUGCUGUGGACGCAGACCUUCAUGAACAAGGAAAACCAGAACCGCUCCUACUCCCUGACGUCGUCGGCGUCCUUCAGCGUCAUCGAGUUCCCCUACAAGAACCUCCCCAUCGACGACAUCUCCAACUCCACCCUCGUCGCCACGGACGUCACCUGGGGCAUCCAGCCGGCGCCCAUGCCUGUCCCCGUGUGGGUGAUCAUCUUAGCGGUUCUGGCAGGGCUGCUGCUGGAAUGUUCUCAGGGCAAUUAUUUGCAUGAGGAGCCCGAGAGGGAGCAGCUCCAGCCGCACGAGAACGGCGAAGGCAACUCGGAGACCUAGCCGGCGGUUCAAGCUGCGCGGCCCCCGGCCCGGAGGGCGGCCUGGGCCCCGGGUCCCGGUCCCUUCGCGGGGCUGAAUCACGCUGCUGCCGGGGGCGUCGGCCACAGCACGGGAGCGAUACCCGCCAGGCUGCCCGCCACCAAGUUCAGACGCACCUUGAACGCACCCGCUGACACGUGCGUCUGGUGCUUGAGUGACGCGGUUCCCGUGGUAGCUCAUCAUGUACAUAGGCCGGUCGUCAGCGGCUCACACUUUCUGUGACACGGUACCCUCCCUCCCCCCCCACAGUGACCGUUUCUGGCUUGUGCUCUGGAUUUAACGAAAUCUGUUGUUGUUGUUCUAAAGCGAUUCCUUCUUGGAUGUUCGCAUCCGCAUCGUUUGCACAGGGACUCGGUGUUCAUACACAUCACACUACAGGCGCGUCUUCAGUGACUGAAGACGUUACAGCUCCGGGAACUGGGAUUUUAAUAUUUAAUACCUACACUUAUUACCACAUCAGAAUGUCUUCCUGGAAUAGAUAGAGUAUUUUGACUUAGUAUGAAAUUCGGGUACGUGUUGUUAAACUUUUAUUUAUAUCUAAUCCACAGUCCGCUUUAUUGCCUUUUGACUAUUGAAGUGUACGCUGCAUUUCCCAUCCUUUAAGUCAACCUGUGCUAAAAAUUAGUUCUUACAUCACAGACACCCCGUGUGUAACAGCUUGAUUUCAGCUGAGCGCCGUGCUGCUUAAAUCCAUAUGGAGUUGGAAGUCAUUUAUUUCAUUGAAUUGGUCUGGCCACUUAUAAUACAAAAAAAAGGGCAUUUAAAUUUAAAAACCACGUUUGUAGUUCUCCGAUAGAGUUGCUUGUCAAUAGUACGUUCUGAGGUUGGACCGAGUGUCCAGUCGGGUUCACUUGUUUCCCUCCGGUGCUAGUCUGGGUUCUUUCCCUUCUGUUCCCCAAACUGUUACUGAGGAACGUCAAGGCCAGCGAGGAGUCUUGCACCUCAGGAGCCGGCACCAGCCUCGGCCGCACGGGAAGGGCCUGGCGUCGAACGUCUCGAGCAUCCGUGGUGCGAGGCUGCGUACCUGGCGUUACCGCGUUCGGAGCGAGGUGUAACGUGCAAAACCAGUCUCAGCUCUCAGAUAAUUUUUUAAAGGUACUUUUAUAAGCAAUUCCAGUUACUGGGAAGAUUUUAAAACUUUCUUAGGGUUUUUACCGUGAAUUACUUUUCUAGGAAUUUUUUAUAAAAGCUGCACGGAGUGUUCUGGGCCUGCAGGCGAUACGUUUGCUGGAGGCCUGGGUGACUCACUCACAGCCCCUCAGAGCCGGCUGCGAUGACUCUCAUCACUAUUUUUGUGCAAUUACAUCAUGUUAUGCGUUAGAGGUUGAGAUUCAGUCGCUUUUUAACUGCUGUCUUCAUGAGGCAAUGACAAGUGUUUCCCUUAAAUCACUGAGUAUCUUUCUGUUUUAAAGACAACUGGGAUUUAUCCUGCCGUGACUCACGUGGUAAUUCCCCUCGCGGCCAACGCGAGAGGCACGUGGGUGAGUCACACACGAUCCAACAGCAGGACCCCCUAGUUAGCAUCAGUGGUAGGAUGGAUUUUAUUAGCAGCUUAAGAGAGCUUACUCACAUGCAGUUGGGACUUUUAUUGCCAAUAAACUUAUUUCUUUUAAAGAAAAAACCAUGUUUCUCCUAGGGCCCGCCCCCAGGCAGUCGCUGUCGCUCUAUAACGACUUGACCCAUUUUCCUGGCCCCCCGCGCACCGACAGUCAUUCCUGAAGUGACGUGUUGGGUAGAUAUUCACUCUUUCUAAGCACAGUUUGUGUUUCCUUUCGCAUAGUCUGUCCCUCGUGGGGCUUCGGUCCGAGGUCCAGUCUGGUAUCGGAGAUCGAAGGGCGCCCCAUCGGAACGUCACGUGAUGUUUCAGAUUGCCUUUAUGCACUGUGGUCUUAGGCAGUAGGAUUUUCUUUAAAAAUGAAAAUUUACAUCUCUAAAGAAUAUGGUAGAAGUCUAAUGUGAGCGCCUACUCGUGGAGGGAAAUGUUUGGAUUCUCUGUACCUGGAAGUAGCCUGUCAAUAUAUUUGGUUAAAAUGUAAAAGAACAAAACCCUAUGAAAACUAUUUUAAUUUUCAACUAUUUUAAUUACUAUUGUGCUAUUUAUUGAGAAUUAAAAUCCAGUUUGAGUAGACGGUUCUUGUAAUCUGAUUCAGUUUAAAAAAACACAUGAGUGAGGUACAUAAUAUUUAAAGCAUUUGUUGUUGGUAAAUAUUGAUGCUGUCGUUGAUUUCUUACGUAGGCAUUUAUUUGAGAAUUAAUAUUUUAAAAAACAUUUGCAUGAGACAUUCGUUCCUUGCCUUCCCUUUCCCUUUCCCUUGCGAUUAUUAUAAUCAUUCUGAUUGAGUUCUUAAUUCCGACGUGUAAAACAAUCAAAAAGGGAGUGCCACAAUGAUACCUGCGAUAUGAAACUACUUAUUCAUGGUGAAUUCUAAUACUUUUCUAUAAAGAGGAAAUUUGCGUAUUAAGAAAAGAGACUCUGCUGACUUCCUGAGAGGCUGCGGACGGUUUUAACAGCGAGCCGUGACCCUCAGGGAGGGUCUGUGUGGCGACAGCACAGCGUGUCCCAGGCCGGCGGGGUUAUCAGGCCAACAGCUCGGGAGGCGGCGGGCGCUCCUGUGGCAGAGGGAGCGCCCGGCACGGUGAGGACCGGUCCCCUGGGCCUGACUCAUUGCCACCUGCUGUGCUGUUGGGGAGCUCGUGCAGGUGGGAGUUUGAUAAAUAAGAAAAAAAUAAAAUCUGAAGAUGGAAUUGGGAUCAAACGUGGUGAAGAAAUGGCGUAGGCCUGUGUUCUGGAGCCUUACCCCUCUCGCUGGCUGGGAGGCGGAUGCAGUGAGGAUGGGACGUGCUUGCCUUUCACUGUCACUUCUGGUACAGAAUGAGCUCCCGGGAGAGGUGCCGAGCCUGGCGUCCUGUUGCCAUUGUCCCCAAGUGCAAUAUAACGAGUAACCAGGCCCGGACAGUCUCCGGCAUCAGUCGCUCAGUGACCCUGAGCUGAUGGCGAUGGAUUGAUGCUUGGUGAGCAGGAGGAGUGAGUCUGCGGGGGGCGCACAGAGGAAGUCACUCCGAUCGGUCCCUUCUGCAUGUUCCUUCCGGCUGGACACGGCUCCGCCUUGGGUCUGGAACACUUCGGAAUCCCCUGACGCGAUGGGGAAGCCGCGGGCGUCAGGGCGGUUUGCUGCCUGGGUAACAGGCUUUCUUAGUUCGCUUUGCGUCCCCUGAGCAGCCCGUGGGCGAGGCAUAAAACGCGCGUGUUCUACCCUUGUCGUUGCCAACUUGCUCUGGGUUUGUGGAGCGGGUACCGUGUCCUCCUGGUGUCCGGUGUGUGACUCGCGACCGCCCGCCCAAUAAAUGAGCCUCAGGUGCCA
This is a messenger RNA of Myotis davidii, 6269 nucleotides long. RefSeq names its product integrin subunit alpha V (gene ITGAV). The coding region runs from base 22 to 2868 and encodes 948 amino acids. Gene Ontology annotation, cellular component: external side of plasma membrane; integrin complex. Gene Ontology annotation, biological process: cell-cell adhesion; cell adhesion mediated by integrin; integrin-mediated signaling pathway. NCBI's taxonomy places the organism in Eukaryota, Metazoa, Chordata, Mammalia, Chiroptera, Vespertilionidae. The record is from RefSeq and is a predicted model, not a curated record. The transcript is spliced from 31 exons. Gene Ontology annotation, molecular function: integrin binding.